AUGGAGCACGAGAUCAAUAAGUGGAUUGAUGCGGUGUCUGCUGUGAAGCGGGCCCUUUACCGGUCUGUUUUGGUGAAGAGAGAGCUGAGCCAAAAAGCAAAGCUCUCAAUUUACCCGUCGACCUAUGUUCCUACCCUCAUCUAUGAGGCCUUGCAGUGCCACUUCACCUGGGAUCUAGAACCUACCAAAUCCCAACUAAAAUAUCUCAGGUAUGCACUGGAGGACAUCGGCACAGAUGAGGGAAACGUCUGGCUGGGUCAAAUCUCCAACCUAAAGGGAUUCAUCCACUUUAAGCUGGGCUCCUCUGACAAAGCCCUGAGCAUCUUCAGACGAGCCAGUGAGACCUUCCAACGUCUUAAAAACUCUGAUGACGAUCCCUGGUUCAUGGUGAACUUUGGGAAUCUGGCUUGGCUGAACCAUCUUAUGGGUGAAGAUAAGAAGAGUCAUGAUUACCUGUCAAAGGUUGAAGCUCUAAUGAGAGAAUACUCAGCUCCACCUGAGGAAGAGCUCCACCCAGAGGUCUAUGCUGAGACGGCCUGGACCCUGAUGAAGUUCGACAAAGAGAAGAAGCUGCAGGCUGCAGAGCUCUUCCAGAGAGCCGUGAUGAUGCAGCCAGGAAUUGCAGACCAGCUGGGCCAAAUUAUUUGCAGAGACAACAUCGAAUGUCUCCGGACCUUUACUGGUUAA
Cyprinodon variegatus (sheepshead minnow) is the source of this 687-nucleotide messenger RNA. RefSeq names its product interferon-induced protein with tetratricopeptide repeats 1-like. Lineage: Eukaryota; Metazoa; Chordata; Actinopteri; Cyprinodontiformes; Cyprinodontidae. The record is from RefSeq and is a predicted model, not a curated record. Gene Ontology annotation, biological process: defense response to virus. Bases 1 to 687 code for a protein of 228 amino acids. The transcript has 2 exons. Gene Ontology annotation, molecular function: protein binding. Gene Ontology annotation, cellular component: cytosol.